CACACACACACACACACACUCUGUGUCUCUCUCUCUGUUGUUGUUCAGCUCGACGCGGAGCUAACAGUAGCUCACAGCUAAGCUAACAGAUGUCCUCUACUCUGUCCGGGCUCGACGAUCAUUAACCCCGUGUCCUCGGUGUCCGUUUGUCCCCUGUGCAGCUAGCUGCUGUUAUCAUGUCCCAGCUAAGCGCACAGUGUUAUUGACAUUAGCUCCGGCCGUUAGCCUCCACUCUGUUUACGUGUAUGGACGGGUUAGCAUGAGAGCUAAUAGCGCAGUUAGCCGCUGUCGCGCACGGUGUUAAUUUAACAAAUGUCCCGUAUUUUGUCCCCGGACAUGUGUCUCCGUGUCCACACCGCGCAGUCCGGGACUCUCAGUCCGCACAGCUAGCAUUAGCUGUUAGCUCGCAGGAGGCCGAUGUCUUUGUUGUGUGACCAGCUCUGUUAGCAGGACAGUUAGCAGAUGCUAGGCUAACCGGUUGUUUCGCGUAGCUUUUUUUUGUUACGUUCGCAUUUCACAUUUGUGGUCCUUAACAUGCAGCUGUGACGUCACUGGUCAUCACCCGGCAUCAUCACCAUGGCCAUGACGUCAGUGUACGUCAUAAACUUGCUCGUUCUGUCAGGAUGCAUUGCUGCCCCUCAGAUGAGCGACAACGUCUACGUGUCGGGAAUCUCCAGCGCGUGCAGUGAUGUGGCCGAGCUCCUGCGAGCGUCCAGUGGCAUCAUCACCAGCCCGGGCUGGCCGUUCCAGUAUCCUGCCAGACUCAACUGUAGCUGGAACAUCAGAGCUCGACCUGGAGACACCAUCACCAUCAGUUUCCAGGACUUUGACCUGCAGGGUUCACACCGCUGCUCCUCAGACUGGAUGUCCAUCAGCAGCUACAGGAGUCUGGACGGUCUGAGGGUGUGUGGCUCCUCCCUGCCUCCUCCGUACAUCUCCUCCCAGGACCACGUCUGGAUCCACUUCCACUCUGACGACAUUUUGACGGGAAAAGGCUUCAGACUGUCCUAUAUCACAGGUAAAGCGGAGGCGUCCAGCUGUGACGUGGACCAGUUCCACUGCUCUAACGGGAAGUGUGUCCCUGACUGGUGGCGCUGUAACUCCAUGGACGAGUGUGGGGACAAUUCAGACGAGGAGCUGUGUGUGGACUCGCCCUUCUCCUUCCAGCCCUGCAGCCUCAACCAGUUCCCCUGUCUGUCGCGCUACACCCGCAUCUACACCUGCCUGCCCCACAGCCUGCGCUGCGACGGCAGCAUCGACUGCCAGGAUCUCGGCGAUGAGAUUGACUGUGACGUUCCCACCUGUGGAGAACAGUUGAGGAACUUCUACGGUUCCUUCACUUCUCCAAACUACCCCGACUUCUACCCUCCAGGAAGUAACUGCACCUGGCUGAUCGACACCGGAGACCACAGAAAGGUGAUCCUGAGGUUCACAGACUUUAAACUGGACGGGACGGGUUAUGGCGACUACGUGAAAGUGUACGAUGGUCUGGAGGAGAACCCUCGCCGUCUGCUUCGGGUGUUGACCGCCUUCGACUCCAGAGCUCCGGUGGCCGUGGUGUCGUCGUCCGGGCAGCUGCGCGUCCACUUCUACGCUGACAAGAUCAACGCGGCCCGAGGCUUCAACGUCACCUACCAGGUGGACGGGUUCUGCCUCCCCUGGGAGGUUCCCUGUGGGGGAAACUGGGGCUGUUACACUGAGCAGCAGCGCUGUGACGGAUACUGGCACUGUCCCAACGGUCGGGACGAGCUCAACUGUUCAUCGUGUCAAGAGGACGAGUUCCCGUGUUCCAGGAACGGAGCAUGUUACCCUCGAUCGGACCGCUGCAACUAUCAGAACCGCUGCCCUAACGGGUCUGAUGAGAAGAACUGCUUUUUCUGCCAGCCUGGAAACUUCCACUGCAAGAACAACCGCUGCGUGUUUGAGUCGUGGGUCUGCGACGCCCAGGACGACUGCGGCGACGGCAGCGACGAGGAGAGCUGCCCCGUCAUCGUCCCCACCAGAGUCAUCACUGCCGCUGUCAUCGGCAGCCUGAUCUGUGGCCUCCUGCUGGUCAUCGCCCUCGGCUGCACCUGCAAACUCUACUCUCUGCGCAUGUUUGAACGCAGGUCCUUCGAGACACAGCUCUCCAGAGUAGAGGCGGAGCUCCUGAGGAGGGAAGCCCCGCCCUCUUAUGGUCAGCUGAUCGCCCAGGGCCUGAUCCCGCCUGUGGAGGAUUUCCCAGUGUGCUCUGGGAGUCAGGCGUCCGUGCUUGAGAACCUGCGUCUGGCCGUUCGCUCGCAGCUCGGUUUCACCUCCCUCAGACUCCCCUCCUCCACUCGUCAUAGCAACCUGUGGCACCGCCUCUUCACCUUCUCUCGGUCUCGGCGGUCGGGUUCUUUGGCUCUGGUCUCAGCUGAUCUGGAGGACAGCGCUGGUUCUGGAAGCAGUGGGAGUUCCGGUUCAGACCUGCUGUCUCCGGACUCUGACGACACAGAUACGGAGGGCGAGCGAGGGAGAGAGAGAGGCGUCGGUGCCGUGGGCGGGCCCGUGGCCCCGCUUCCCCAGAAGACCCCGCCCUCCACUGCUGUAGAGGCCGUCGUCUCCGUGACGACAUCUGCGACCUCCAUGACCCCGAUACAGAGCAGAGACCGAUGCCGUGACCGUCCCAGAGAAGCCCCACCUCCUUCCAGCCCCGUCACCCUGGCAACAACCAAUCCAGAUCCAGAAUGCCAAAUUGAUACCUCAGAGCUCCAGGCCCCGCCCACCUCUGCCUUGCAGCGCCUCGCCCAGAACCUUCACCGCCUUGCCAGAAACCUGACCAGAACCAGUCAGAACCAGACAUGGACCAAUCACAGCCCACUGCGUCAGCUGGAGACGGGAAGACACGGGGCAGAUGCUGGCGAGCGGCGAGGGAGCCGAGAGGACGAAGAAGACGUGGAGCUUCUCAUCCCCGUGUCUGACUCCGACUCCUCCUCCUCGUCCUCAUUGGUGGGUGACGUCCAACAGUUACUGCUAGAGCCACACCUCUCCUCAAACGUGGGCCAGGCCCCCCGCCAUCACAGAGGAAACGGUAGUCGAGGAGGGCGUGACGGUCCGUGUGAACACUGUGGGAUGGUCCACACGGCUCAGGUCCCCGACGUUUGCCUGGAGGCCACGGGCAAAACAGAGAGCAGUGACGACGAGCUGCUGCUGCUCUGCUAACACGCUAAUGUUAGCUCACAUGCUAACUGACACGACUACUGCUGAUGUAACCUCAUCCUUACAACAUGCUAACGAAUUUACACGAGUACUACAUUGAUCUAAAGUGUUCUAACAUGCUAAGAGCAAAGGUACCUUGAUGCUACACUACACAUUCUGACAGAAAGCUAACAUGCUAACAUUUCAUACUGAACAACAGCUAGCCACUAUGCUAACAUUUCAUACUGGACAAUGGCUAGCCACUAUGCUAACAUUUCAUACUGGACUACAGCUAGCCACUAUGCUAACAUUUCAUACUGGACAACGGCUAGCCACUAUGCUAACAUUUCAUACUGGACAACGGCUAGUUAAUAUGCUAACAUUUCAUACUGGACAACAGCUAGCUAAUAUGCUAACAUUUCAUACUGGACAACAGCUAGCUAAUGUGCUAACAUUUAAGACCACACAGUAGCUAGCAAAUAUGCUAACAUUUGAGACUGACAACCACUACGAAAGACCUGUUAGCAUGUGUUAGCAUGUUAGCCGACUGAAAACUGAGUCCUGACAGAAUAAACGCCGUCCCCAUGUCCCCCUGUUGGUCUGUCACAGGAAAUGAUGAGAGGGUCAUGUGACUGAUGGAGGUCGCUGACAACUGGUAGCUAAUGAAAAGUACUAGCAGGCUAGUUUUAUAGAAGUCUAAAAAAUGAUCUCAGCGCUAAUGAGGAAGAAGAAGUCGUACGACGUGGUAAAACAGCGGUAACGCUGUGCUCGUACGCACAUGCUGCUGCUUCUCUUCAAACAUGGCGGGAUAACGUGCGACUGAUCUGCGACUGUGGAGACUUUGUUAUCAUCGGCCAUCAAAUCACAAUCAAACACAGUUCAGAUGUACAAGAGCGCCCUCCUGUGGUGGGAAAACAAACGCCAUGUCGCCAUCACUUUAGCAACAUUAGCAACUUAUGCUACGAAGGUUCUGCUAACUUCGGACUGACUCCACAGAACCAGCUGUGGGACACGCCCACUAGCAGGAUUUAUAGGGUUAGCGGUUUUCUCAGAAGAAAAGAUGCUGCUAACAACUGGUGUUAGCAUUAGCUGGUCUACCUCCAUCAGUCAUGUGACCCGAGCACUGAGUCUGAUCCACUUCCUGUCUGAAAAAAAACAUAGACUCAAACUAAUGAAGUCUCUUUAUGCAUCUGAAAGGUCAAAGGUCAGGACUGGUGUUUACAUUCUUCUGUCGGACCAGGAGGAGCCAAUCAGAUGUGACAGCUCUGUGCUCCGCCCUCCCUUAGAGUGAAGCCAUGUGUAUUUUCUGAUCUUUGUUAGUUUUUUGGUACGCAGUGUGACUGUAUAUUUAUUAUUGUUAUUAUUAUUAUUAUUAUUGUUAUAAUUAUUGAUAUGACGCGUUGUUGUUGUUGUUGUUGUUGUUGCCGUUUCUUUGUUGUUAUUUCUGCAUGAUUCCAGUGGUUUGGUGUUAGUUUUUCUUUAAGUCUGUUAAAUUAAAAAAGAAAAGAGAGAUAAACUGCACUAAAGAUUAAAAUGUUACGUUUACGUUUGGUGACUCUUUAUCUGUUAUUGUUUUAUUUUUAAUUGAAUCUACGAUUUCCGUAUUUUAUGACCAAACUGAUCAAUGAAUGGAGAAAAGAAUCAGCAGAUAAUAAAAUGAAUCUUUAGUCUAUUGUUAA
Messenger RNA from Solea senegalensis (Senegalese sole), 4838 nucleotides. It is a transcript of the gene lrp12, whose product is annotated as low density lipoprotein receptor-related protein 12. Gene Ontology annotation, cellular component: plasma membrane. The record is from RefSeq and is a predicted model, not a curated record. Lineage: Eukaryota; Metazoa; Chordata; Actinopteri; Pleuronectiformes; Soleidae. Gene Ontology annotation, molecular function: protein binding; low-density lipoprotein particle receptor activity. The transcript has 11 exons. The coding region runs from base 577 to 3183 and encodes 868 amino acids.